AUGGCGAACCCUCGAGCAGCCGGACAGUAUGCCGCUCAAGUCUCGACAUCUACCGUCUUGAAUGCCAUUCACACCAUUUACUCUUCCUCUCAACCCUACCCCCUCGAUGCUAGCUCGAGCGCUGUCGUGAAUACUUGGUUGCAUGCCGCAAGAACAGACGCGGCAGGAAAUCCUGGAGGUAUUGUUGACGGCGACCUUGCAAAGCGAGCAUGGGAACACGCAAGAAGACGGGCAGAAGACGGUUGUGUGGUAUUGGCGUCUCUUCAUCGAGCAACUCCAUCUCUCCUAGCCCCGUUCAUCUCCUCGCUCCCCUUCGAGACGCCUCCAAUCUUAUACACUGCUCUCGCGGUCCUUCGACCCUUUAUACAUAGCGUAACACCUUACAAUCCCUCAACGCCACGACAUUCAACGCUCGCCGUCAAGUUCUCGAUCAGCUUAUCUGGCACGCUCACCGCCGCUUCUUUGGCAUUGUCCAAGUCGGGCAUAGACACCAACAACGGUCUGCUUAAUGUUCCGUCGGAACCCGGUCACCGCGCCUUCGAUGUCUUCUACUAUCUACUUGCUUCAGUCUCGACCCAGGCCGAGAAAGAAUUCCUCAAUCUAAAGCACCCCUCCGAAUAUGCGCUUCUGAAUAGAUCGGGCACCUACAAUCCGCCUCAGUAUCUUCCGACCGCAGAUGACGCUGCCUCGGCCGACGAUUUCCGCUCUGGGCUACGACAGAUUGGCAUCAAAGGGGCAGAAUUACGACAAGUUCUCUCGGUUCUGGCUGCCCUUCUCAAACUCGGCGAUACGCUGGGCUUCUUGGUCGACGAAGACGUGCUUGAGGAUGUGUGCGAGGACGUAAGCGGCUUGCUUGGCAUCGAUGCCGAGGUCCUGAUGACACGCUGUAGCACCGAUGAUCGUGCCGUCCUUAUCAGCGGGCUGUACGAGUCUCUGGUCGACUGGGUCAUCUCCAGGGCCAACAAGGCCAUCGCGGACAAGAUUCGGGAAAUGGACGACGCCGAAUCCAGUUCCGAUAGCGAAACCGAUGGUGUAGGCAGGGGAACGCCUCGCACUGACGACGAGAAUGGCGAUACUGUCUGCAUCACCGUCCUUGAUGUCCCUGACGAAAGGUUAGGCAAGGCCAUUGCGCUUCGAAGUGUCUUUGACGAUUCGGCAGGCAUCAAUGCCGAAAUGAGAGAGGACGGCAUCGAAGUGGACGCCCCGGGAUCGUCUGUCGUACGCGAGAUGCGCGGCGCGCUGGCCGAUGCAGAGGCAGAUUUAGGCCUCAACGACGGCCCGGCUCGACGAGAACGGUCGCAGGAGCGUGACCGACGAGAAACGGUGCUGGAAAGAGUGGGCCACGAAGCCGAUGCGGAUAGCUUUUUGAAGACGGCUCUUUUUGCUGCAGGCGAUCAAGGUCUCAAUGUCACCCAACGAGACCGUGUCGACGUUGCCCACACCAUAAGCGUGAGCCGAGCGUGGUAUCAAUUGGCGCUUCACCCGACGGAUGAACUCCCUUCGGAUCUGGCCAGGUUGUCGGCACCCAAUUCGGCGUGGUCAGCAGGAACGGUCUCUAGGCAGCUCCGUGCUUGGCGGCUGCCAGAAUGGGUGAAUCGGCGCAGUAGAGCCCUCGAUUUUACGGCCGACUUUGACUUUGACGAAUUUCACAGUCGAUAUGCCCCUCUUGGUUGCAAAGAGGGCAAGGACGGUGUGGAAAGCUGGGUCUUGGAGCGCGGAUGGAGUAACGGUGAGGUGGUCAUUGGCCACGAGCGGGUCUGGAUUCAUGAAGGCCCGUGGUGGGAGGCCGAGACGAUGCUCGACCUCAAGCAGGCCGAAGCAAUGAUGUCUCGUCCGUCUAUUCCGGCGCUUGGCGGCAUGCUCGGUGGCAUGGUAGGUGCCGGUGGUCUUGAAAGUGGCUACUCUACCACUGGCCCUGGUUUGAACGGCAGCGGCUUCUUUGGCACCAACUUGACGCCAGAGGGAAGUCGAGACAAUCUCCUCCAGCAACCACCCGCCGGUGCCGCUCGCUCCAUCGCUCCCACUUUGGCCCGCACAGUCAAUACGGUGACCGGUGGCGACUAUGGUCUUGGAAAAAAGGGUGAUGACCCACGGAAUGACGAUCGAUACUAUAAUCCCGUGGUUGGUGAAUACACGGGAGAGCUCGAUCCCGAGCUCGCAGAAUCCAAGGUUGUUACCUCACAGCCAAUCUCCACAGGAAGAAGGAUCUGGGUGGCAGCGGUUUGGGCUUGCACUUUUUUCAUCCCUUCAUUUGCUUUGCGCUUUAUCGGUCGGAUGAAGCGGCCGGAUGUGCGUAUGGCAUGGCGAGAAAAGCUCGUGCUGAUGUACAUCAUCCUCUUUUUCAACGGCGUCGUGCUAUUUUGGAUUAUCGAGUUUGGAAGGCUGCUGUGCCCGACUUACGACAAGGUGUGGAAUGCAAAGGAGGUAUCAACCCACACGGGAGAUAACGACUUUUACGUGAGCAUCCAUGGAAAAGUCUACGACAUCUCCAAAUUCUGGAAGUUGCAGCACAGUGAUACCGCUAUCGAGACUACCAAGGACAAUAUGGACCCCUUCAAAGGCAUGAAUAUGGAUGACUAUUUCCCUCCUCCUCUGACCGUGGCGUGUCCAAAUCUUGUCACAGAUACCAGCAUCGUGCUCCAGCCGAACAACACCAUCUUGUAUCCGAACGCCAAGCACAGUUCGGGACCUUAUCAGCAACCGAAUCCGAAGACGGCUCUCCACGAUAUGACUUGGUACAAGUACAAGUUUAUUCCAAGGAUCACCGACUACUACAAGGGCGAAUUGGUUGUGGAAAAGAAGAAGGUUUACAAUGACGGCCAAAAUAAUAACCACAUGUGGUUCAUUCUGAACGGUAAUAUUUACGACUUGACCAAUUACUUCUACACCAAGAAAAUGAUGGACAAUCUCGCGUCAUAUAGUUUUCUUGAUCCACAAGUCGAGACCAUGGUCUCGAACAAUCCUGGCACUGAUAUUUCGGACCAGUGGGCGAAUAGCUUAAAUGAUACUGCUAGCAGAGAAAAUCUUCGAUGCCUCAACAACGCCUUUUACGCCGGCAAACCAGAUUUUAGAAACUCUGCGAGAUGUCAGGUCAACGGCUGGAUUCUUGUUGGAUUUGCCGCCAUUAUGUGUUCCGUCAUUGUGGUCAAAUUCUUGGCUGCUUUGCAGCUCGGCUCCAAGAAACGGCCGGCUCCCCAGGACAAAUUCGUCAUCUGUCAAGUGCCAGCAUACACGGAAGGCGAGGAUGAGUUGCGAAAGGGUCUGGAUUCUCUGACAGCCUUGCAAUAUGAUAACAAGAGGAAGCUCAUUUGCGUCAUUUGUGAUGGUAUGAUUGUUGGUGGCGGCAACGAUAGACCAACUCCAAAGAUUGUCCUUGACAUUCUGGGUGUUGAUCCCAAGAUCGACCCGCCAGCGCUGCCGUUCAAGUCCGUCGGUCAAGGUAGCGAUCAACUCAACUAUGGAAAGGUCUAUUCAGGUCUCUACGAAUGCGAAGGCAAUGUCGUUCCUUAUAUGGUGGUGGUCAAGGUCGGCAAAGAAUCGGAACAGAACAAGUCCAAACCCGGUAACCGUGGCAAACGAGACUCUCAAAUUUUGUUGAUGAGCUUCCUAAACCGCGUCCAUCAUCGUUCACCAAUGUCUCCGCUCGAGUUGGAAAUGUUUCAUCAGAUCAACAACAUCAUUGGCGUGGAUCCAGAGUUGUACGAGUACUUGCUCAUGGUCGAUGCUGACACGAGUUUAAAGGAAGACUCGCUCAAUCGGCUAGUCGCUGCCUGUGCCAACGAUAAUAAGAUUGCCGGAAUUUGCGGUGAAACGAGUUUGCAAAAUGAAGAGCAAAGCUGGACGACCAUGAUUCAAGUAUACGAAUACUUCAUCUCGCAUCAUUUGGCAAAAUCGUUUGAAAGCUUGUUUGGAAGUGUCACUUGUUUACCUGGAUGUUUCUGCAUGUACCGCAUCCGUACAGCUGACAAAGGACGACCACUCAUCAUCUCAGACAAAGUCAUUGAAGAUUACAGCGACAAUAAUGUUGACACGCUGCACAAAAAGAAUUUGUUAUCUCUAGGUGAAGACCGAUAUCUGACGACGUUGAUGACAAAGUACUUUCCGCAAAUGUCUUUUAAAUUUGUUCCAGGAGCUCAUGCCGCGACAGCUGCCCCAGAUGCCUGGGGUGUGCUGCUCUCGCAAAGACGUCGUUGGAUCAAUUCGACUAUUCACAACCUGGCUGAAUUGGUCUUCCUAAAAGAUCUAUGUGGCUUCUGCUGUUUCAGUAUGCGCUUCGUUGUCUUUUUGGAUCUCUUUGGUACUAUCAUCCUUCCUUCCACUUGCGGUUACCUGAUCUUCCUCUUUUACCGGCUUGGUACACAUACGGGAGCGUUUCCCGUCAUCACAAUCAUUAUGAUUGCUGGUGUCUAUGGUCUACAAGCAAUCAUCUUCAUAAUUAAGCGACAGUGGCAGCACGUUGGGUGGAUGCUUAUCUACAUGCUUGCUUUCCCCAUCUAUUCAGUCGUUCUUCCGCUCUACUCGUUCUGGAAGCAAGACGACUUCUCGUGGGGUAGUACACGUAUCGUCAUAGGAGAAAAGGGCAACAAGCAAAUCGUCGCCGUCGAAGAGGAGAAGUUUGAUCCUCGUAGCAUUCCACUUCAACGCUGGGACGACUACGCCACUGCCAACAAUCUGCCUGGCAGACGCAACGUGAUGGCUCCUGUGUACGAGAAGGGCCCGUACGGUAGCUAUGAUGACAAUGCCUAUGAAAUGGAUGACAUGCAGUCCAUGUACUCUUCCGUCAAGCCUGCAUCCACCAUUCUCACAGGCUUUCCCAAUCACAACCCGGCGUACAUGGCACCUCCGUCACCUGCGCCCUUUGCGGCUCAUCGGCAGUCGAGUUAUUCCAACUUUUCCCGCCUUGGCGGUGAUAAUCAAUUGGGUCAGAACCAGCGUCUCAUGUCCAUGGGCAAUAUGAGCGAUGCGUAUCAAGAUAACCCUUAUGGCCAUGGCCAGCUUUCGCCCCGCAUCCGCAGCACCGAUCAGUUGGCUGGUUUCCAGUCCACCCCGCCGCCAGGACCGAGUCGCAGUCCGCUUGGUUUCCAGAGUAGACCAACGAGCACCUUUGGUUUUCAGAAUGCUCGCAACGGCCCAGACGAUUUUGCUAUUGCUGAUGCAGUCCGCGCUUGCUUGGCAGAGGUGGAUCUCGAUACCGUCACAAAGAAACAGGUUCGAGCUCUUGUUGAGCAAAGAUUGCAAACUGAACUCAGUGCCGAUCGUCGCGCGUUCCUCGAUCGACAAAUUGAUACGGAGCUUGCAAAUAUGUGA
Molecule: messenger RNA, 5307 nt
Organism: Xylona heveae TC161
Lineage: Eukaryota; Fungi; Ascomycota; Xylonomycetes; Xylonales; Xylonaceae
Product: glycosyltransferase family 2 protein
Exons: 4
Coding region: 1-5307 (1768 amino acids)
Cellular component (GO): myosin complex; cell periphery; cell septum
Molecular function (GO): chitin synthase activity; ATP binding; cytoskeletal motor activity
Source: RefSeq, a predicted model, not a curated record